AUGGGGACUCUUCGACUGGAAAGCUGGGGCAACAGCUCCUGGACCGAGCUCUUCACUCGCAGCGGAGAUCGAGGCAGCCAUUGGUACCUCGCCUUCGUUGCUUUGCCACCGGAGGCCGAAGCCUUGCGCUUUGUGGGCACCACGGGGAAUUCCUGGGCAAGCGAUAUGGCGUUGGAUGCAAUCGCUGCGGGCCUCCCCAGGGUGGAGGUGGACUUCCACCAGCUCUCCUGCAACUUCGGCUCGGACACCUGCCUCUGGUACUCCCCCAAUGCUUCUAGUUCUAGCGAUUCUGGCUGGCAGCGGGUCGCGGGCGAUUCGGAUCAAGAACACCGCUGGUGGCUGCAAGCCUCUGAAAGUGGUGCGGGGCCUUCGGAUUUUGUUUUCGAAAGCUCGCCAUUCAAUAUAGCGGAAGAGAAGGCACUGCUCUUCUCCUACCAACUGGUCGGCUCUGCUGUGCUAUCCGUCGAAAUCGAGGCCGAUGAUUGGCAGGCCGUCUUCGUUCUGGAGCCUGCAAACAACACUCUAACAUGGCAGCAGGCAUCGGUCAUGGUUCCCCAGAACACGGGCGCAAUGCGGCUCCGUGCCCAAGUGACAAACGGGGACCUCGUCAAGGUCGCUUCCGUCGUAGCGGCGACGCCAGUGCCGAACCUUGCGGACAUUAGCUGCGGCUUCGAGGGCUCGAAUUGUGGCUGGUGGAGCAAUGCCGGCAGCUGGCAGUCCCGCAGCGGCCCCGCGCCCAACCAGCUCUACACCGGCCCCAGUGCCGCCUUCCGCGACGAGUUCUACGUCCACGUCGAGGCGUAUGAUGUCAUGGCGCAGGCUCUCGUAGAAACUUUCCGUAUUGUAGGCGACCGGCGGAUAUUGGCGGUCUGGGGGGCCUGUAAAGUAGGAAGAGUCCCAGUGUUGUCCCGCAGCAGCCGCACCCCUGCAGAGGACGCAGUGUCGCUUGUCAGCCCCCGAUUUCCCGAGCUUCCCAGCGACUGCUACUUGGAGUUCGCGUACCACAUGCGCGGGUCUGGCAUGGGAGACUUCGAGUUGCAGUACUUCCGCCGGGGCCGCUGGUGGACUCGGUGGUCGCGACGCGGCUCGCAAGGGCCGGACUGGCUCCAGGCAAAAGUCUCGCUGCCUGCAGGCACGUCGAUGCUGCGCUUCGUGAGCAGCAACUCGCAAGCCGGGGAGGAUUUUUAUGGCACCUUGGCGGUGGAUGCAAUUGCCGCCUGGCAGCCCGAGGCCCAGCCUCAGCCAUUCCUGACCCUUUGUUCCGGUGAGCAGCACGGCUGUGCACUUCUCUUGGCUGAAGGCCAGGUGAAGUGUUGGGGAAGGGCCGAUGCCGAGGGCCAAGUUGCCUACGGGAGCACCGUGGACGUGGGCACCCUCCCCAAGCAGAUGGGCGAGUGGCUUCCGCUGGUUCCCCUUGGCCAGGGCGCACGGGCCCUCCAGCUGGCCUGCGGCCAUGUUCGCAGUUGCGCAUUGCUCGAUGGUGGGCUUCUCAAGUGUUGGGGCGACAAUGACGCUGGAGAGCUGGGCCAAGGCCACACUGAUGACAUCGGCAACGAUCCAAACGAGAUGGGAGACCAGCUGCCACCGGUGGACCUUGGAAGCGGUGUGGUGCAGGUUGGAAUUGGUGGUGACCAGCACACAUGCGUGGUGCUCACCGGCGGGCGUGUGAAAUGUUUCGGGCGCGGAACCUACCUGGGCUUGGGUGAUGGGUCCGGGCCCGAGAGCCAGUAUAUCUCACUGUAUCUCGUUGUUUGUCUGUGCGCCAGGCGGCUGAACCGCGGCGACGCGCCUGGCCAGCUGGGUGAGCUCCUCCCGGCUGUUGACCUCGGCACAGACUUCCAAGCCGUGCAGCUGGCCUCCGGGGCAGAGCACACCUGUGCUUUGUCGGACCGAGGUGUGGUGAAGUGCUGGGGCCGGGCUCGAUAUCUUGGCCUGGGCCUCAGCACGAGUAGCGGUGGUGGCGCUUACAUCGGCACCAGCCCCAACGAGAUGGGCGACCAGCUCCCUGCAGUGGACCUGCCCCUCCCGGCCGUUCAAAUCGCGGCUGGCCACUUGCACACUUGCGCCGUGCUCGCCGACGGCUCGCUGCGGUGCUGGGGCCGCGGCGAGGAGGGCCAACUGGGCCUCGGAAACAAGGAAGAUGUUGGCAAUGCCCCGGGGCAGAUGGGCAGCCUUCCGGCAACGGAUCUCGGCGAUGGGAUGAUGGCCCUUCAGGUCGCAGCAGGAGCUUUUCACACCUGUGCCGUCUUGCAGGAUGCAUCGCUCAAGUGCUGGGGCUGGGGACAGCAGGGCCAGCUCGGCCAGGGAAAGAAGGAUGACUUGGGCGACAAUCCCGGCGAGAUGGGCAACGCCCUGCUGCCCAUCGAUCUGAACAACCACGAGGUGAGGGAGGUGCGCGCCGGCUACAGCCACACAUGCGCGGUUCUGGAUGACGACUCCACCAGGUGCUGGGGUUCCAAUGAUUAUGGCCAGUUGGGCAUCGGCAGCCAAGGCGGCGUAGGUGCCUUGCCGGGUCAGAUGGGUGCAGCUCUGGCACCCACGGAGCUCUUCGUCGUAAAGCCAGGUACCGGAAUGGAAGGCUUAAGCCUGACGGGAGGCAAUGGUGGCAAUGACAUCCCCGGCCAUGGGGUCCUCCUUCUGCAGCACAACGGCUCGGUUGGCCUUGUUUGCGACGAUGCCUUUGAUGACAUCGCUGCGCAGGUUGCCUGCCGAGACCUUGGCAUGGCUGGGGGGGUGGCCUUCUCGGAGGACGUGCAGAGCGGCACCAUGCUGGCAGACAACGUCAAGUGUUUCGGCACGGAGGUGAGCCUACGCGAGUGCAGCUUCCGAGGGUGGCAGCUGCACGACUGCACCCCACGAGAAGCUGCAGGGGUCCGAUGCGAGAUGGACGCGUGGAGCGAAUACACUUCCGCUGGCCCCGCCGGGCGUCAGGAACACUCUUUGGUUUGGGAUGCGGCCUCACAGUCGGCAUUGAUGUUCGGAGGCCACGCUAGCAAUGCCUUCCUCUACUUUGCCGACAUUUGGCGCUACCACUGGCCGCUGCGUACCUGGACAGAGAUCACGGCCCAGAACGUGGGCCCCGGCACCAGAUCCGGACAUGCGGCUAUUUGGGAUGCGACUUCCAAGUCCAUGUUGAUUUUUGCUGGCAAGCACCUGGGAGCUUUCUUCAACGACAUCUGGCGCUUCCAAGCCGAGCAAGGUCUCUGGGAGGAGCUCUCUAUCGCAUCGCCGCCAGCGGCGAGAGCUUACCACUCGGCGAUCUGGGAUGCGGGCGGGCGUAGCGUGUUGGUCUUCGGCGGUGAGAACAGCGUGGUGUUGAACGACCUGCAGCGCUACAGUGUCGAAACAGGGUCCUGGAGUCAGGCAGGUGGGCCGAGUGACCCACGACCCCGCAGCAGGCACACGGCCGUUUGGGAUGCAGCAACCCGUUACAUGCUGGUCUUUGGUGGCUCGGCUAAGUCUGGCCUGCGGGUGUGUUUGAGCAAUGCUGAGAAACGGGUUGCAGUAGCUCUGAUGAACACCCGUACGCUUUCUGCAAAGUCUUACAUGUUAGGUGGUUGGAGCGGCCAGCAGUACUUGGAGGACUUGCACCGCUACGACGCCUGGGCCAACAGCUGGGUCGAGCUCCAGGCCGCCGGGUUCUGGCCCGCCCCUCGCGCCGGGCAUGCAUCUGCAUGGGACCCUGUGUCGAUGAGCAUGCUGAUCUUCGGGGGCAUCCAGGACCGGAACGACAGCUUCGGCUACGACGGCGGCCUCUACAACUACAGCCUCCUCACAAGCUCCUGGACACAAGCGGGCUUGCAAGCCUCUGUUCCCGGCCCGGCCGGCCGCACAGGGCAAGCGGUAGUUUGGGAUGCGGACUCUCACGGGCUGCUCUCCUUUGGUGGCUUCAACUCGUCCUACCUCCGCGAUACCUGGCGCUAUGUGGUCAGCCAGACCCAGCCACCUUUGCUUGUGCAGUGCUACCUGGGCCACGAGUGCCCGCCAUCUUGGUCACCCGGAGCGGAGGUGAAGCGUGCCUGCGCCGAUGAUGAGGCCCUAAAAGGCUCGGAGGCCUUGCGUCCCGACAACGAGUCAGCUUCCAACGCAUCGGCCCUCUUCAUGGAGCCGGGGCACCACCGCCUCUGUGAGUGCCAAUUCGACAACUGCAGCAAUGCCGCCGCCUUUCAAACUGCUGUGGGCUACUUCAGUGCGUUUGGGCCGUACCAGAACCAGUCUGCGGAGUGCGACCUCGGAUCUUCCUGCAAGAUCCCCGCAUGGAGAGGAGUCGGCAUCUCAGCCAACGACAGCAUCAUCGUGCAGAGCCGGUGCAGGACCAUGGCGGCUUCCGUGACCUAUCCUCAACGCCGUGUGGAGAUCUCCUUCAACGAGUCUAUGGGCUAUUUUGAGCUCGACAUGGGUUUCCUGGAGGAGAGCCCACCUCAGAUCCUUGAGCUUUGCUGGUGUCCCGCGGGCAGGCCUUGCGCUUCUGCAGAGGAGUUUCUGGCCUUAGCGCUGCGACUUCAUCUCCUUUGCCCCCCCGGACAAUACGAGCUCUCCUCCAACUGCGAGGUUUGCCCUGCGGAUUCCUAUUGCUCGGGAGGCCAGCAGUUGAGGUCAGCUGGGCCACUGCACGUGCCUUCCUGGGCGGUACUGGGCCGACGGCGCCUGUCGAAGCUGCCCUGCGGGGUCCACCUCGGAGGUCAGCACACGAACACUGGAUUCCAAUUUCGUCCCACAGCCCAGACCCCACAGCCCGCUUUCGUUCACAUUCUCACUGCGGGAGCUACGAACUUGACUUCGUGCACGUGCAUGCCGGGCUUUGUGAACAUUCUGCCCGACGACCCGUCAGCGUGUGAGGUGUGCGGCUUCGGCUACUUUUGCAGUGGCACCACUCACCGGGAGCAAUGCAACAUUUCCCAGACCACCGAGACCGAGACAGCCGGCCAGCUGUCAGACUGCGUCUGCGUGGCGGGCACUUUUCUAGAGGACGGGCUUUGCAUGCCCUGUGAGGUUGGCUACUUCAAGGUCAACAGCGGAAACCUGCCCUGCACCCAGUGCGCGGUCGGCACCUACAGCAACAUGACAGGGGCCAUCCAGCCGUGUGAAUGCAGUGCUGGCUAUGGCUACGACGACAAGAAUGCGGAAGCGGGCCCCACGCCUUGCACGCCUUGUGCCGAGGGAGAGUACAAGGCGACGGUGGGCAACGUGCUGUGUGACAGGUGCUCCUUGGAGAAGACCUCCCAAAUGGCGUCCACAUCGGUCCUCGACUGUUACUGUCGCCCGGGCCUGGCUCCCGACGGAGACGAAGGAGACGGUUGCCGGACCUGCUCGGAGGGCUUCUUCUGCCCUGGUGCCACUGGUGCAGGCGAGAACAACGGCGAGCAACUGGAGCAACCCUGCCCUGUCGGUGCCAGCUCGCCUGCCGGCUCCAGCACCCAGUCAGACUGUACUUGUUUGCCAGGUCGCUACUCGACUGGCUCGUCCUGCGAGCCUUGCCCAGCUGGGCGCUACAAGCCCACCGCCAGCAACGACCCGUCGUGCCCAUUGCAAUGCCCGACCAACUCCAACAGCCCGAUCAAAUCCAUCAGCCUCUCCAACUGCUCCUGCACAGCCGGGUACUACGCAGUGCUCGACACAGCAGGCUUGCUCUCCCGGUGUGCGAGCUGCGAGUCCUUCACCCAACUGAGCUGCCCUGGCGGCUUCCAGGAUCCGAACGCCAGCGUCCCCCUCCACCGCCAGCCCCUCGCCCUUCCAGGCUACUUCCAAACCGGCAUCACCGCAGCCACCAAGUGCAAUGUCCUCUCUCAGGAUGGCCUGGGAAGCGCUUGCCUCGGCGGGCACCUUUGCGUGGAAGUGGCUGUGCUGGGCUGCUUGGGCAAGUACGGCAACGCCUGUGCCGAAGGCUCCACAGGCCUGCUUUGUGGCGAGUGCCCAGUGGGCUGGGCGCGGAGUGCCUUCCAGGAGCCCUGCCAGCCUUGCACUUUAGCCACGCUGCCGAUGAUCGCGUCGGUUUCCAUCGAGGUCGUCACCAAGGCGGCCAUCAGCUUCGUCGUCGCGUCCAUGGCCGCAACUGCAGCAGUCCGCGGCAGCAGCAAGCUACAUGCGAGCAUGAUCCGCAUCGCCACACAGUGGCUGGCUGCCUGCUCCGUCAUCGCCACCUUCGAUCUCAGCCAGAUCCGCUCCGCGUGGGCGGAUCUGGAAAAGGAAGAUGAGGCCAGCAGCAGCACCUUUCCGUGGCCCGCAGAGAUCACGGCUGCCAUGGCAGGCCUGUUUGAGUUGCUCACACUGACGCCCGUCCUGACCUCCGUCGACAUGCACACCCAGUGCAUCGCCCAGGAGCUUUCGCCCGACCCUGCGGCCCCACGCAUCGCCCUCGGCAUUUACCAGCUCUCCCUGCCUCUGCUCGUGAUGCUGGGCUGCAUCUUGCUCUCGUUUGCAGCCGUCCACUUACUGGUCCCUGUCUGUGCCCGGUCAUGGGACAUCUCCUUCAACGAGGCCGGGCGCCGGCGCCAGCGCCGAUCCAAGGCCCUGCGCCGGUUGCAGGGAGGCGUGGAGCGGUCGCUGCAGCGGGCAGAGCUUGCGGAUGAGUUCGCUCCGAUCUGGGAGGAGCUAAAGACCUCAGGGGCGCUGCUGCUGCCCAUCGCACAGCUCGACUGGGCCGUCAAGGACCCCGACGCCUUCCUGCGCGAGGCCACCCGAAAGUCCCGGCCCCUGCUCCUCCGCGCCUGCUGCGCCCGUGCGAGCAGCGCAGCGGGCACAACCGUGGCGCUCGAGCCAGCGGCCCUGGACGCCAUGCUGCCCAGCGACUUCUCCAGCGAAGCCAUGGACUUCUCCUCGAUGCUUGACGACGCCCUGGCCACAGCCGCAGCCACCACUGCGCCGACUGUGCCCCUCGACGCCAUCGCUGUCGGCACGAAUGAGCUCGACCUUUCGGAUCCUCAGGCAGCGUAUACAGCCAGGACCCAGGAGAAGCAGCUGGCUUCCCUCGCGUCCGAGCUCGACAUAGAGCAUGAGAUCGACGAGGUGAUGGACUCCCUGGACUUUGGCCUCUUCUCGCCGGCACCUUCCUUUGGUCAGUUGGUGUACCAGUGCCUGCCCAUCAUCUGGAUCAGCUUGGUGUCACUGUGGCCGGGGCUCUUGUCCAGUUUCCUUCGCAUGAUUUGGUGCGUGCCAAUCCGAGAGGAUGGCAUAGUCGUGAGCCGGCUGAUGCCGAAUCCAGACAUCGUCUGCUGGUCCACGGAGCACUAUCCCUCUGCCUUCCUCGCAGUCUUGGGGCUCGUGAUCUGGUGUUUUGGCAUCCCCGUGACGCUGGCCCUCCGCGUGCUCCGGCUCCAAGACCGGCAAUCUCCCGAGAACUACAGGCGCUACGGCUACUUCUUCCAGGGCCUGGAGCCUGGGUUGUGGUGGUGGGACAUCCUCGUCAAGCGCGCAGACGUGGGCCUGAUGAUGAUCGUGACAUACACCUCGGCCGUGCGAGACCCCGAGGCGAAGUUGAUGCUCUUCCCCGUCCUCUCUGGCCUCCAGGCCUUGCUGGUCAGUUGGGUGAGGCCCAAUUUCAACGAUCAGGCCCAGGUCCUCGACAUCGUGGAGGUGACGCUGGCCACGAUCCGCUUCCUUCUUUUCAGCUCGGUGGCCGCGCUCCUGAUCCUCAAGCCGUCCCAGGAUGCUACGCACGUGGUGGCCUACUUGCUCUUCCUGGUCCUGACAGUAGCCUGCGGCUACUUCCUCGUGCACAUCGCUGCCCAGCUUCUCCGGGAUGCCUCGACCGGCCAUCCCACACAUAUGAGCUCAGCGCCAAGGAGGUUCCUAGGCCGCGCCAAGCAUCUGGCAGUGAAGUGGGCCCUGCCCUUCUUCAAAGAGGACGCCUCUGAGACGCUGCAGCUGGCCUGGUCCUUCAGAGCCGAUGGCAUCACGGCCACGGCACGAGCCAAGAGGAGCGUAAGGAGCAACAGCUUCUUGUCCGCGGGGCAGCAGCGCGGCUUCCGGUUGCUGCAGCAGGCCCGGGGCUUUGUGCUCCGCAUCGGGUCGCAGUUCCAGCAUGCGGUGCUUCUGAAGGCCGAGCAAGAAUUUGCGGCCUGGUGGCUGCAGCAGCUGAAGCAGAAGAAGUUGCCGCGCUUCGAGCAAGUCUGUGCCCUUGCGACUUGCCACACUGCCCUACCGCACCUGCUUGCCAGCAAACGCAUCGCGGGUUUGUGGAUGCAGCAGCUGGACGCCCUCACCGGACAAGAAGGGCCCUUCACGUGCAGUCCGGAGGACUUGCAGCGCACCGUCCGGCGCCUGAGGCAAAUGCCAUCAGAGCAUGCUGUGGAGCUCGUCGAGCACGCCAUGGCCCUUUUCGAAGAACAGAAGCAGCUCCAAGAUUAUGUCGAGUUUUGA
This is a messenger RNA of Symbiodinium natans, 8358 nucleotides long. NCBI's taxonomy places the organism in Eukaryota, Dinophyceae, Suessiales, Symbiodiniaceae. The record is from the annotation of a GenBank genome assembly.